UCCCAGCUACUCGGGAGGCUGAGGCAGAGAAUUGCUUGGACCCGGGAGCUGAGAUCACGCCACUGCACUCCAGCCUGGGCUACAGAGCAAGACUCUGUCUCAAAAAAAAAGAAAAAGAAAAAGAAAAAAGAAAAAAAAAGAAACGUAUUUUAUGCUUAAUACAGAAACUUGAUAAAUACAACAAAAUCAAAAAGGGGGGAAUUGCCAUUAAUUGGGAAAGAUUUUACUUUUUUAACUUGAAGGUUUUUUUUGCAUUUCUGCCUAACCUAAAAGGUCAGGUUUUUGUACCUUGGAGAAGGAAAUUAUAAAUGCCCAAGAAUAAGAUAUUUAAAUUGAAAAUGUACUUUAGCUUUUCUUUUUAUCUUUUUGUUUUUUUUCCCUCUGAGAGCCUCAAUUUUUUAUGCUUUAGCUUUUCUUAAAACAUAACAUUUAGCAUAGUAAAGAAUUUUAAUAGCUAUGUAGAUAAGAAUGAAAGAGGUGAAUUAUAUGCUUGUUAAAUUAAUCUAACUGCCUCUUUUACCAUCUUUACUAUAGAUUAUUAUCCGGUAUUAAUUGUCAUCCUUUUAUUCAGUCCUUGAUCCCAAAGUAAGAAGAAUUGAUGAGGAUAUGUGCAUUGUGUUAUGUCUGAUCACAGUUUGACUAGCACAGUCUGGAAGUGGGUUGUACAGGAUGAGAGAGAGAAGCCUAAUUGCUCUCCCAGCAUCAGCAGCAUCUAUAAAGCAUCCUGGGAAUUGCUUGUCCUACGUUCAGAGCAGCUGGUCACAUGAGCCUGAAUUUUCAGUUCAGUUCAUUAGUCAGCCAUUUUGGUCAACACCCUGCUUACUGCGCACGGCCAAUCCUAUGAGAACUCAGCAUCCCAGCUCAUCUGAGCAGAUCCUGGAAGUGAUUUCUGCAGCUCAGGAUUUUUUUUUUAAGCUACAUUGAAAAUAUAGGUUUAUUUUUUGUUCAGGUUUUUCUUUUAUAUUUUUUUUCUGCACAAAGGAGGAGGAUUUUUCACUUACUCAUAUCGAGGCCAGAUUUUUAAAGCCAGCUAAGGCAGCAUCAGCUGUGCGGGAUUUAAAGCCUAUAGCUCAGCUGAAAAAAAAGGUGGGGGGCAGGGAAGGGAAGAUAAAAGGAGAGGAAGCUGGGAGAAGACAAGCAUCAUCUUAUUUUGCUAUGUGGUAGGAACUGUCUAUAAGAUAGUGUAGAAUUGUUUAUCUUGAGCAGUUUGUUCUUAACCUAUAAGGUAUUUUUCCUUUUUUUUUUUUAAACCUCCCCCACCCCUUUCCUGAAAGCUUUGUUUCAGAGCUUUGUAUUGGGUUUUUUUGGUGAGGAGGUUGUAUUUACUUUUGUGGUGUGUGUGUGUGAGUGUGUGUGGGUCUGUGUGUGUGUUGUGGUCCCAGCUGAGUCAUCAUGUCUGCUCUGACGCCUCCGACCGAUAUGCCAACCCCCACCACUGACAAGAUCACACAGGCUGCCAUGGAGACCAUCUACCUUUGCAAAUUCCGAGUGUCCAUGGAUGGAGAAUGGCUCUGCCUGCGAGAGCUGGAUGACAUCUCACUUACACCUGACCCAGAGCCUACCCAUGAAGACUCUUGGGAGGAUUUGACAGAUUUGGUGGAGCAAAUGCGCGAUGAUACAGAAGAUCCUAAUUAUCUCAUGGCUAAUGAACGCAUGAACCUCAUGAACAUGGCCAAGCUGAGUAUCAAGGGCUUGAUUGAAUCAGCUCUGAACCUGGGGAGGACUCUUGACUCUGACUAUGCACCUCUCCAGCAAUUCUUUGUGGUGAUGGAGCACUGUCUGAAACAUGGCUUGAAAGCUAAAAAAACUUUUCUUGGACAAAAUAAAUCCUUCUGGGGGCCUCUAGAACUGGUAGAAAAGCUUGUUCCAGAAGCCGCAGAGAUAACAGCAAGUGUUAAAGAUCUUCCAGGACUUAAGACACCAGUAGGUAGAGGAAGAGCCUGGCUUCGUUUGGCAUUAAUGCAAAAGAAACUUUCAGAAUAUAUGAAAGCUUUGAUCAAUAAGAAAGAACUUCUCAGUGAAUUCUACGAACCCAAUGCCCUCAUGAUGGAAGAAGAAGGAGCCAUAAUUGCUGGCCUGUUGGUGGGUCUGAAUGUCAUUGAUGCCAAUUUCUGUAUGAAAGGAGAAGACUUGGACUCUCAGGUUGGAGUUAUAGAUUUUUCAAUGUAUCUCAAGGACGGGAACAGCAGUAAAGGUACUGAAGGAGACGGUCAGAUUACUGCAAUUCUGGACCAGAAGAACUAUGUAGAAGAACUGAACAGACAUUUGAAUGCUACUGUAAACAACCUUCAGGCAAAAGUAGAUGCAUUAGAAAAAUCCAACACUAAACUGACAGAGGAGCUUGCAGUUGCAAACAACAGGAUCAUUACCUUACAAGAAGAAAUGGAACGAGUUAAAGAGGAAAGUUCCUACAUACUGGAAUCCAAUCGGAAGGGUCCCAAGCAAGACAGAACUGCAGAAGGGCAAGCACUAAGUGAAGCAAGAAAGCAUUUAAAAGAAGAGACACAAUUACGAUUGGAUGUUGAGAAAGAACUGGAGAUGCAGAUCAGCAUGAGGCAGGAGAUGGAAUUGGCUAUGAAGAUGCUGGAGAAGGAUGUCUGUGAGAAGCAGGAUGCCCUGGUAUCUCUUCGGCAGCAGCUGGAUGACCUCAGAGCUCUCAAGCAUGAACUUGCCUUUAAGCUGCAGAGUUCAGACUUAGGAGUAAAACAGAAAAGUGAACUAAACAGUCGCUUGGAAGAGAAGACUAAUCAGAUGGCUGCUACCAUUAAACAACUUGAACAAAGAUUGCGCCAGGCUGAGCGAAGCCGCCAGUCUGCUGAGUUGGACAACCGGCUCUUCAAACAGGACUUUGGAGACAAGAUCAACAGUCUGCAGCUGGAAGUCGAGGAGCUCACCAGGCAGCGGAACCAGCUUGAGUUAGAACUAAAACAGGAAAAAGAAAGAAGAUUACAAAACGACAGGAGCAUCCCAGGAAGGGGUUCCCAGAAGUCAGAAUCCAAGAUGGAUGGGAAGCACAAAAUGCAAGAGGAAAAUGUUAAACUAAAAAAGCCCCUGGAAGAAAGCCACAGGCUGCAACCCCACCCUAUGGAUGAACAGGAUCAGCUGCUGCUCUCUGAAAAGCCACAGGUGUGUCAGCUAUGCCAGGAAGACGGCAGCCUAACAAAGAAUGUGUGUAAGAACUGCAGCGGAACCUUCUGUGAUGCCUGUUCAACAAAUGAACUGCCUCUUCCUUCAAGUAUCAAGCUUGAGCGAGUUUGCAAUCCCUGUCACAAGCAUCUGAUGAAGCAAUAUUCUACCAGCCCAUCAUAAGACUGGAGGCCAAGACCUGGACCAAAACGUUUAUGCAGGCUCCUCUGUACCUGUGUUUUAGCUGUCAGGAUCUCAUAGAGCCCAGUUCUUAGAGUCAACUAAAGAGUUGGUAGGAAUUUACUAGGUCCAGGGAGAAAAGGCAGUGGUUGGGGUUACUGGAAAUUUUGCUCAUUUUCUCUAAUGACUGUACGAAUAAAAGUGAACUUACUUGAGCCUUUCUCUUCUAAAUCUAAACAACCUGAUAUUGAAGGUUUGCUUUAUAGCAUAUCCUUGGAAGGGCAACUCAUUUUUAUGAUUAGUGAUACUGGGGUGGAUUUAAUAGGAGAGAGAAUCCAGGCAGAUAAGAAUAAAAAGGAAAAUGAUCAUCUCCUUCUAUAGCAUUUGCAGAUGCAAGGGGGAGAGGUAGAUGCUGAGAUCAAAAUGACAGUUGCUACUUAUUUUUCCAGGUGCUGUUAGUAUAAACAUUGUUUCCUCUUCACCCCUGCUAACUACCUCUUUUUAAAGUAAAGUAUUUCUACCAAACUGUGAACCCAAUCUCAGGGAAAAGAAAUUAAAAAGUAAUAUAAAUUCUGAAUAUAUUAAAAACAAUAUUGUAAUAUGUUAUAAUUUCAGGACCAGAAUUUUCUGGUCUUUACCUACAAGGGUUUUCAUUAUCAAAAAAAAGAACAUUUGUUUUUCUACUUUAUGACUUCAAAGUAAAUAACUGCCCUUUUCAGAAUCUCCUUCCAGAAAACAAGCCAACUCUUCCCCAUUCCCUCCAUCUUCCUCUCCAAGUCAUAAUGGAAAUUGUAAGUUUUAAAAAUAGGGUUUGGCUUUUGCAAAUAGAAGAUAUUGAUUAAAGCAAAGUCAAAUAUAGAGUAAAAUAAGUUUAAUUUGUUUUCUUGAGACAGGGUCUUGCUCUGUUGCACAAGCUGGAGGGCAGUAGUGCAAUCACAGCUCACUGAAUCCCUGUUCUCCCGGGCCUCAAGCAAUCCUCCCACCUUAGCCUCCCAAGUAGCUGGGACUGGCUUUUUUUUUUUUUUUUUUUUUUUGGCCGGGGAGGGGGUCUCAUUGGUUGCUCAGCCUGGUCUCAAACUCCUGGGCUUAAGCAGUCCUCCCACCUUGACUUCCACAGUGCCGAGAUUACAGGCAUGAGCCACCACACCUGGCCAAGUUUAAUUAUUUGUUCAUGGCUGAGAACAGUUAGCUCGGAAUACUUACAUUGUUUUUUGAAUAAGGAAUUCCUUAUUCUGAGUGAGUCACGAAUGAGAGCUGAUAGAUGCUUUCUUGAAAAGGGCAAUACAGUCAUGCCUUGGUAUCCAUAGGGGAUUGGUUCCAGGAACCCAACUGGAUAUCAGAAUCCAUGGGUGCUCAAGUCCCAUUAUAGAGAAUGGGUUAUAUGGUAUUUGCAUAUAACCUACAUACAUCCUCCUGUGUACUUUAAAUCAUCUGAAGAUGAUUACUUAUACCUAAUAAAAUACCUACACAUCACUUCAUUUGCAUGGAUUCAACAUAGUGCUUGGUGUUCAGUAAAUUCAAGUUUUGCUUUUUUGGAACUUUGUGGAAUUUUUCUUUUUCUGAAUAUUUUUGAUUGGCAGUUGGUUGAAGCCAUGGAUGCAGAACCCAUGGAUAUGGAGGGCUGACUGUACUUACAUAUCUAUCUUUGAGGAACAAACUCUUUGGGGGAAAAGAGGGAAGUGUAUUGAGCAAGAGAAGGCAAAAAACAUUACAUACUAUUUUGAUUCUGUUACAUGUGUCUAUAGAUUGUUUCAUUCUAAUCAAGACCUAAGAAGGUAUGAUUCUGUGACUGAUUUAGAAUUCUGGGGUGGAAAUAUCCUGGAACCAUGUUUUUUAAUAAAUUCUGUCUCUUGGAAAGAGUUAACAGCCUGGGAAAGAGUUGUUAUUCCAAAAGUCAGCCUGUUACUUGGUGAAGCUGAAGUUUAAGAGUUCUGGGGAAAAAUAAAAUCUAGUAAUUCCA
This is a messenger RNA of Pan troglodytes (chimpanzee), 5266 nucleotides long. RefSeq names its product RUN and FYVE domain containing 3 (gene RUFY3). Gene Ontology annotation, biological process: regulation of axonogenesis. Gene Ontology annotation, cellular component: dendrite; cytoplasm; neuronal cell body. The record is from RefSeq and is a predicted model, not a curated record. Gene Ontology annotation, molecular function: metal ion binding. NCBI's taxonomy places the organism in Eukaryota, Metazoa, Chordata, Mammalia, Primates, Hominidae. Bases 1393 to 3309 code for a protein of 638 amino acids. The transcript is spliced from 19 exons.